GGGGCCGCGCGGCCCCGCCCUCCGCCGAGGUGACGCGACCGGGGGGCGGGGCCUGGGCGCGGCGGCCCGACUGUCUCGGCAGCGGCGGAGGAGCACCGUGCGGCGCCACGAUGGGGGCCCAGCUGAGCACGUUGGGCCACGUGGUCCUGUCCCCAGUCUGGUUCCUCUACAACCUGCUCAUGAAGCUGUUCCAGCGCUCAGCCCCGGCCAUCACCCUUGAGAGCCCGGACAUCAAGUACCCGCUGCGGCUCAUCGACAAGGAGGUGAUCAGCCACGACACCCGGCGGUUCCGCUUCGCCCUGCCGUCGCCCCAGCACAUCUUGGGCCUCCCUGUCGGCCAGCACAUCUACCUCUCAGCUCGGAUCGAUGGCAACCUGGUCAUUCGGCCCUACACGCCCGUCUCCAGCGAUGACGACAAGGGCUUUGUGGACCUGGUCAUCAAGGUUUACUUCAAAGACACCCAUCCCAAAUUCCCUGCUGGAGGGAAGAUGUCCCAGUACCUGGAAAACAUGAAGAUUGGCGACACCAUUGAGUUCCGGGGCCCGAACGGGCUGCUGGUCUACCAGGGCAAAGGGAAGUUUGCCAUCCGUCCAGACAAGAAGUCCAGCCCCGUCAUCAAGACAGUGAAGUCGGUCGGCAUGAUCGCUGGCGGGACGGGCAUCACCCCGAUGCUGCAGGUGAUCCGCGCCAUCAUGAAAGACCCACAUGACCCCACCGUGUGCCACCUCCUGUUUGCCAACCAGACUGAGAAGGACAUCCUGCUGCGGCCGGAGCUAGAGGAACUGAGGAACGAACAUUCUGCUCGCUUCAAGCUCUGGUACACUGUGGACAAAGCCCCUGAAGCCUGGGACUACAGCCAGGGCUUCGUAAAUGAAGAGAUGAUCCGGGACCACCUUCCUCCCCCGGAGGAGGAGCCGCUGAUACUGAUGUGCGGCCCCCCGCCCAUGAUCCAGUAUGCCUGCCUGCCCAACCUGGACCGCGUGGGCCACCCCAAGGAGCGCUGCUUCGCCUUCUGAGGGCCGGGCCCUGGCUGCUUGCACACCCGCCCCGCGUACUCACUGUGCCCUGUCCACACUCACUCCUCCUGCCACUGUUCUGUAACAUCACUUCCUUCUCCCACAUCUCAUGCUGUGGCCCCGGGCUCGGCCUGGCCUGCCUGUGCUGGGCUGGGUAUCCUGCUGAGCUCCCCCAGGGACCCCUUUGGGAGCAGGGUUUUCCUACACGUGCGCCGCCGCUGGCCACCUUCUGGGGCGGGCUCCGGUCUGGCUCUCCUCGGUUCUCACCAGGGAUGCUGGGCGGCCGGCCCUCCCCUCCCUCCACCUCACCCACCCACACAC
Messenger RNA from Mustela lutreola (European mink), 1337 nucleotides. RefSeq names its product NADH-cytochrome b5 reductase 3. Gene Ontology annotation, molecular function: oxidoreductase activity; FAD binding. Gene Ontology annotation, cellular component: mitochondrion. The coding region runs from base 111 to 1016 and encodes 301 amino acids. NCBI's taxonomy places the organism in Eukaryota, Metazoa, Chordata, Mammalia, Carnivora, Mustelidae. The transcript is spliced from 9 exons. The record is from RefSeq and is a predicted model, not a curated record.